This is a messenger RNA of Capsicum annuum, 1383 nucleotides long. RefSeq names its product tyramine N-feruloyltransferase 4/11. The record is from RefSeq and is a predicted model, not a curated record. The coding region runs from base 531 to 1217 and encodes 228 amino acids. Gene Ontology annotation, molecular function: N-acetyltransferase activity. NCBI's taxonomy places the organism in Eukaryota, Viridiplantae, Streptophyta, Magnoliopsida, Solanales, Solanaceae. The transcript has a single exon.
AUAGUUUGAGGUGAAAACGAUGUCUUUUUUCCAAAAUAAAAAGAAUUCCACAGUAGUUCAAAGAAAAAGUUAUAAAAAUAAUUUAACUCAUCUUUACAAAGCAACUGAAUCUUCCCAAUAUAUAUAAUUUUCUUUUACAACUUUUUUUAAAAAAAAAAAAAGCAAAACGGAGGGGAGAGAUAAUUUAUGGUCCUUCCCAUAACAAACUGAUACAUAUGAAAAUAUGACAAAAGAAGGAAAGUACGUGGACAGAUACUCACCUUUCACCAACUAAACCAAAUUCAACUUUUUCUUACACAUAUAUAUAAAUAAAUAAAUGUGAAUAUAAGUUGCACAUCUUGAAUAAGCCUCACAAUAUUUUAGGAUACUUUUCUUCCACCAACCCCACAAAAAUAAUAAAUAAACACAAAAAACACAAUUUUUCCCACUAUAAAUAACCUUCCUCAUCCAUACUCUCUUCACUCAAACAUCUCAUUAUAACCUAAAAAACUUCAAUUUUUUCCCAUCCAUCCAUCCAUCUAUAUAUCACUAUGGGUACAAUUGAAAAAAACCUCACAAUUACUGAAAAAGUUUAUGUUAGAGUUCGACUUGCAAAUGAAAAUGAUAUUCAUCAUGUAUACAAACUUUUUUACCAAAUUCAUGAAUAUCACAAAUUCACACAUCUUUACAAAGCUACUGAAUCAUCCCUUUGUGAUCUUCUUUUCGAUAAAACUAACCCUAAACCUCUCUAUUAUGGCCCCUCAGUACUUCUACUCGAAGUAUCACCAACACCUUUUUCAGAUAUCGAUAAUAAAGACGAAAAAUUCAAGCCUGUCCUGAAGCGAUUUGACCUUAGAGCAAAUGUCGUGGACAAAGAAGCCGAUGAAUUUAAGUCCAAAUCAUGCGCGCAUGAUGAGAAAAAUGAUGUGUAUAUUGCUGGAUACGCAUUUUUCUACGCGAAUUAUUCAUGCUUUUAUGAUAAGGCAGGGAUUUAUUUUGAGAGUCUUUAUUUUAGAGAAAGUUAUAGGAAAUUGGGCAUGGGAAGUUUGUUGUUUGGGACAGUUGCAUCAAUUGCUGCAAAUAAUGGAUUUUCUUCAGUGGAGGGAAUUGUAGCGGUUUGGAAUAAAAAAUCUUAUGAUUUUUAUGUGAAUAUGGGAGUUGAAAUAUUUGAUGAAUUUAGGUAUGGGAAAUUGGUUGGUGAUGCUCUACAAAAAUAUGCUGACAAGGAGAAGGUUUAAUCAUGAAAAUAUUUAAAUUUAUUUAUCAAGCACUUUUUUAUUGGAUGUGAAGUUUUCCUUUUUUUUUUUUUUUUAGUAAAAGCAAUUUUACUGAAUGUUAAUUAUUACUACCAUGUAUUAAAUGUGUUUCCAAAUGUUGGAUGAAUAAACAUAGCGUUGAUACUUA